Messenger RNA from Lycium barbarum (goji berry), 3157 nucleotides. RefSeq names its product protein argonaute 4A-like. Gene Ontology annotation, biological process: regulatory ncRNA-mediated post-transcriptional gene silencing. The coding region runs from base 187 to 2832 and encodes 881 amino acids. Gene Ontology annotation, cellular component: cytoplasm. NCBI's taxonomy places the organism in Eukaryota, Viridiplantae, Streptophyta, Magnoliopsida, Solanales, Solanaceae. The record is from RefSeq and is a predicted model, not a curated record. Gene Ontology annotation, molecular function: protein binding; RNA binding. The transcript is spliced from 24 exons.
UCCCCUACCACCCCAUAUACAUAUACUACUAAUAUACAUACACAUCUUUACAUAUGCAAGUCAAAAAAAAUCUUUCUCAGAAUAUCACAAGAGUUGUUUUUUUUUUAAGGGAUUUUCUAAGGUUACUUUUCUUCUCUUUGGGGUUUUAAAAACUGAGUUUCUUUGGUCUUAGGUUAAUUACUAGAAAUGGCAUCUGCUAAAGAUGAAGCUACAACAACAAAACCAAACCGUGCUCCUAUGGCUCGGCAAGGAAUAGGUUCAAAAGGCCAAAAGAUUCGCCUACUCACCAACCAUUUUAAAGUAGGGAUGACCAAUUCUGAUGGGCACUUCUACCAUUAUAGUGUUGCUCUAAAUUAUGAAGACGGAAAUCCCGUAGAGGUAAAAGGCAUUGGACGAAAAAUUCUUGACAAGGUCCAACAAACAUAUUCAAUAGAGCUGGCCAACAAAAAUUUUGCCUAUGACGGGGAGAAGAGCCUGUUCACUAUUGGUGCACUACCGGGUAACAAGUUUGAGUUCACUGUUAUCCUGGAGGAUAUCUCUUCAUCUAGAAGCACUCGAGUCAGCCCUGAAGGGAGCCCCAGUGAAGUUGAUCGGAAAAGGUCAAAGAGGCAGCCUUGGUCCAAGGCAUAUAAAGUGGUAAUUAAGUAUGCUGCGAGAAUACCGAUGCAAGCAAUUGCCAACGCACUGCGGGGACAAGACUCUGAACAGUACCAAGAGGCUGUGAGAGUGCUUGAUAUAGUUCUGAGGCAGCAUGCUGCCAAACGGGGCUGCCUUAUUGUGCGCCAAUCUUUUUUCCACAAUGAGCCUAGAAACUUCGUUGAUCUUGGUGGAGGAGUCCUAGGAUGCCGAGGUUUCCAUUCAAGCUUUCGGGCCACGCAAGGAGGCCUUUCGUUGAACAUGGAUGUAUCAACCACAAUGAUUGUGCAGCCUGGGCCAUUGAUAGACUUCCUUCUUGCGAAUCAAAAUGCAAGAGAUCCUUACCAGAUUGAUUGGUCCAAGGCAAAGAGGACGCUGAAGAGUCUGAGAAUCACGGCCAGCCCCUCAAAUAGGGAAUUCAAAAUCACCGGCCUCACAGAAAAGCCUUGCAAAGAGCAGACUUUCAUGUUGAAGCAGAAAAGUGGAAGUGGGGAAGUGCAAGAGGUUGAGACUACUGUUUAUGAGUACUUCACUCAUCAUCGCCGUAUUCCUUUGCGAUAUUCUGGAGAUUUCCCUUGCAUUAACGUUGGCAAACCAAAACACCCAACUUUUAUUCCUCUUGAGCUUUGUUCUCUGGUGUCUCUGCAGCGCUACACCAAGGCGUUGUCCAAUCUACAAAGAGCAGCCCUUGUAGAAAAAUCCCGGCAAAAGCCCCAAGAAAGGAUGAGAACAUUGACUGAUGCUCUAAAGACCAGCAACUAUAAGGCUGACCCUCUUCUUGAAUCUGCUGGUAUUUCAAUCAAUGAUCAGUUUACUCAAGUCGAAGGUCGUGUCUUGCCAACACCAAAGUUGAGGGUAGGGCAUCAACAAGACUUGCUUCCUAUAAAAGGAAGGUGGAAUUUUAACCAGAAGCAAUUGGUUGAACCGGCCAAACUCGAGCGUUGGGCAGUUGUGAACUUCUCUGCCCGCUGUGAUAUCCGUAAGCUUUGUAUGGAUCUACAAAGGUGUGGGAAAAUGAAAGGAAUGUUUAUCAAUCCACCAUUUGCUCAUAUCUUUGAGGAGAAUCAGCAGUUCAGGCACAACCCUGCUCCUGUGAGAGUUGAGAAGAUGCUAGAACUGUUGAGAUCAAAACUUCCAGAUGCACCUCAGUUCCUUCUCUGCAUCCUACCAGAGAGAAAGAACUCUGACCUUUAUGGCCCCUGGAAGAAAAGAAACUUAGCUGAUCUUGGAGUUGUUACACAAUGCAUUGCUCCUACAAAGGUCAAUGAUCAGUACCUUACCAAUGUGCUCUUGAAGAUCAAUGCAAAGCUGGGAGGCAUGAAUUCCUUUUUGACUAUGGAGCUUAACCCUGUACUACCUCAGAUUUCAAAAGUCCCAACUAUCAUUAUUGGGAUGGAUGUCUCUCAUGGCUCACCUGGACGAGCAGAUGUUCCAUCCAUUGCAGCGGUGGUUAGUUCUAGACAAUGGCCCUUUAUUUCACGCUAUCGAGCAGCUGUUUGUACUCAGUCACCAAAGCUGGAGAUGAUAGAUUCUUUGUACAAGAAAGUAUCAGAUACUGAAGAUGAGGGCCUUUUCAGGGAGCUGUUGAAGGACUUCUACACAAGUUCUAACAAUGUGAAACCUGAACAUAUCAUUAUUUUCAGAGAUGGAGUUAGUGAGUCCCAGUUCAACCAAGUCAUAAAUAUCGAGCUAAAUCAAAUUAUCGAGGCCUGCAAUCAUUUGGAGGAAAAUUGGUCUCCAAAGUUCACAGUCAUUGUUGCACAAAAGAACCACCACACAAAGUUUUUCCAGACCAACUCACCGGAUAAUGUUCCUCCUGGGACUGUGAUUGAUAAUGCCAUCUGCCAUCCAAAGACCAAUGACUUCUACAUGUGUGCUCAUAAUGGGCCUAUUGGAACAACACGACCCACACACUACCAUGUUCUGCAUGAUGAAAUUGGGUUCUCAGCAGAUGACAUGCAAGAGCUGGUCCAUUCUCUGUCUUACGUGUAUCAGAGGAGUACCACAGCCAUCUCUGUAGUUGCACCUAUAUGCUAUGCCCACUUGGCAGCAGCACAGGUGGCGCAGUUUAUCAAGUUUGAUGAACUGUCAGAGACAUCCUCGAGCCAUGGUGGAGUUACGACAGCUGGUGUUGUUCCGGUCCCUGCAUUGCCUCGACUUCACAAGAAUGUGCGCAGUUCGAUGUUCUUCUGCUAAGUCCUACACCUGGAAAAUAGAUUUGGAGAAAAAACCUACUCUUAGGGGAAAUUUCUGGGUUCUGUAAUGAUGAGUCUUAGAACUCAGUAUUAUCACUGGAAGUCUUGUAUUUUUUGUCAACAUUUAUCUAAACCACUGUUGGUGGAGAAAACUCUUUUAUGCUAAUUUCUGGUUAUGUUGCGAUGAAUGCCAGAAAUAAGUAAAUUAUAGUCCUUGUGCCAUUGCAUUGGCUUGUUUAUGUGAAAGAGGUUUUAGAAACUCUAGUUUUGCUGUUAACCUUUCUGGAAAAUAUUACUGAAAUCUAUAUGACAAGAAAUUUGGUGCC